Molecule: messenger RNA, 882 nt
Organism: Rhagoletis pomonella (apple maggot)
Lineage: Eukaryota; Metazoa; Arthropoda; Insecta; Diptera; Tephritidae
Exons: 2
Coding region: 238-882 (214 amino acids)
Biological process (GO): regulation of translational initiation
Molecular function (GO): translation activator activity
Source: RefSeq, a predicted model, not a curated record
AUUUUAUCGCUUUCGGCCAUUUAUAUUAGAGUUGACCGCUUUAUUUGCUAACCAAAUAUAAUAAUCAGAAAUUGUGCAAAACUCCGGACGAUCUGCUGUAGGAAGUGUGCCCGUGAAAAAUAUCAGGCAUCGUUUUAUAUUUCAGUACACAAAUCAACUAACUCGGCGAGAGCAUAUACAUUCACAUAUAGCACACAUUGUAUUAACAGGGCAAUAAAACAAAAUUUGCCAGCGACAAUGGCCAAUAACAAUGCGCCAGGCCAUUAUAAAAGGAAUGGCGUUGGUGGCAACAUGAAUGCUGGGAACGUUGAUGGCGCCGGUACUGGGGUUGCAGUGAGCAACUUGAGCGACGUUUGCAAUUUCCUGCAGCCAACUACCCUGAACACGGCGCUUAAUUUGCCACCAGGCGCCUGCUCCUAUGAUCAUCUUGUCGAGAUGAUACGAGGUCUUGAUAUGCAGGACGAUGGUAUUAGAAUGAAUCAUAAGAUGAAGGCUAUUCGAUCGGACUUUUGCGCGCUGGUACACGACGAAAACAUGUUAUGUGAAUGUAUGGACUAUAUCAAUGACAAAGCUCUCGGCGAUGGUGAUAUGGCAUUGAAAUUUGCGAUGCUCUUCUCUUCGCACAACUUUGACCAACUGGCAAUGAAAGAUAUCAAAAUACGUAGUGCCAUGUUGAAGGUGCUCGAAGCAAACUAUCUUAAUGCCGAUACCUACCGCAUUCAUGAUAAAGAACGCCUCUACAAUUCCAUUACAUUAUUAGGCGAAUAUUAUAAUCGUGUCCGCCUGGCCGAUCAAUCGCCCAUCACAAUUUUGGGCGAAUCUUUGCUAAGCCUUUUGUGGGUCUUGGGGCCCGAAGAAUCGGAAUUCGCAACUUAUUUUUAG